ACCCGCAGUCGACCACCACAGUCGCAACGAGGUCCUCUUCCGAUGCGUUGCAGCGCUUGAUCGCUUCUCGUCGUGUUAUUUGUAUUUUCCCCGUUCGAGGACGCAGUGCUAGGGCAUCAUGCCAAAGAAUAAGGGAAAGGGAGGUAAGAAUAGGAGAAGAGGAAAGAACGAGAACGAGACGGAGAAGAGAGAGCUGGUGUUCAAGGAGGAUGGACAAGAGUACGCCCAGGUGACGAAAAUGCUCGGCAACGGUAGGCUAGAGGCCAUGUGCUUCGACGGGGUCAAACGGCUGUGCCACAUCCGGGGCAAGCUGCGGAAGAAGGUGUGGAUUAACCAGGGUGAUAUCAUACUGAUCGGGCUGCGAGACUACCAGGACGCCAAGGCGGAUGUUAUACUCAAGUACACGUCCGACGAAGCGCGUAACUUGAAGACUUAUGGCGAAUUCCCAGAAACUGUGCGUAUCAACGACACAGUAACCUUCGUGGAAGAUGGAUUCGAUGAAGACAUCGAAUUUGGUGAUGAAAUUAGCGAUGAUGAUGAAGACGAUGUUGACAAUAUCUGAUGACCCGCAUUGUAAUAAUAAUAAUAAAAAAGGUACAUCACGAGAAAGUGCAUGGGGACAUCUGUUCAUUUUACAAAAUGCAAUUAUACAACGUCGAAGUUUCCCUGCGAGUCGAGUAGCUCUCAUCUCCCUAUAUGUAUCUAUAAAUAAAUCGUCAGUUUGUGGGCAACAUCGUGUUCCAGUUUGAGUAGCCGUUUUUGAUAUUUAUAAAUUUUUAUAGGAACAUGCGUUCUUUUCGAAUAGUGAAAUUAUGGACGAUGCUUAGCAUAUUGAGUUAAAUUAUUACACGUACAAGCCAGGUUAGCUCGAUCUGCGUCUCUGUACGUGGAACAGUAUGCGUACCAUCUUCGUACGAUCGGUUUUUUUCGUAUAUUUCCUUUUUAUUACAUGUAUUAUCUACCAGUUCGUGAAAUACACCCCGUACACGUUAUUUAAACGAAAAACAAUGUCGCUAUGUAUAACACGCAGUAAGUGCUCUUUUUUUUUAUGUAUAUGUUGAAACUCUUCUUACUACAAAUUAUUCAUCGAGAAACGAGGUAACGUACACUUACAGUUGUCAGAUUUGGAUGAGACUUUAGAACUACUAUAACUAAUGUAAGAAUUGCUAAAUUAAUAAAUUACGAAAUAAACGAGCGAAUGGGUGAGGACAAGCACUCGGUGAUUUUUCUGUCUUAGCGUUGUUUUAUUAUGUAGCUUCGAUCGGUUAACACGUUGUUAGUAGUAAUAUAGCUAUUCAGUACGACAAAUAACGCCGUGUCAGAUAUCUAUAAUUCUUGGGACAUGCGUUUUGUUAUGUACGUAUCCGUGCAAUGGUUCAAUACAUAAUUAUUCUUCGUUGUAUCAAAAGGAGACUACAGUGUGUACGUAUUGCAUUUCGACAAUGUCAUUAACAACGACGGAAGUGUGCAAGCUAUUUGUAUCAUUUUUGUCUCUGUGACAAAAUCUGGGAAAUAAUAUGUUAGUUGAUUAUACAAUUGAGUGGAACAAUAAUUUGAUUGUGAAUUUGGACUUUUUUCAUGUUAAAUAAAAUUGCGUAUGUAAACGGA
This is a messenger RNA of Vollenhovia emeryi, 1608 nucleotides long. It is a transcript of the gene eIF1A, whose product is annotated as eukaryotic translation initiation factor 1A, X-chromosomal. The transcript has 6 exons. Gene Ontology annotation, molecular function: RNA binding; translation initiation factor activity. Gene Ontology annotation, cellular component: cytoplasm. Gene Ontology annotation, biological process: translational initiation. The record is from RefSeq and is a predicted model, not a curated record. The coding region runs from base 119 to 562 and encodes 147 amino acids. Lineage: Eukaryota; Metazoa; Arthropoda; Insecta; Hymenoptera; Formicidae.